Messenger RNA from Cuscuta epithymum, 778 nucleotides. NCBI's taxonomy places the organism in Eukaryota, Viridiplantae, Streptophyta, Magnoliopsida, Solanales, Convolvulaceae. The record is from the annotation of a GenBank genome assembly.
AAAAGAUAUCCCAAAGAAAGCCUUUCAAAAUCUUGAAUCUAUACCUUCUUGUUUGAAGCAAUUUGUCAGAGAAACAAACAACCAUGGCGAGCUGUAGCAUGGCUUUAGCUGCAUCAGGGGGGUUGGUGACACCUAACGCCGGUACCUCCGCCGCCGCCCAGAAGACUUGCAUGUUGACGUUCGCUUCCAGGAACGCCGCCGCCACCCUCCACAGGCGACUUGUUGUAAGAGCCUCCGAAGAGGCAGCACCAUCGGCUGCAGCCACAGUAACGGCUGCCGAAGCUCCAGCUGCUAAGCCUGCCAAGAAACCUCCGAUUGGACCCAAGAGAGGAGCUAAGGUGAGAAUACUAAGGAAGGAAUCUUACUGGUACAAGGGCAUUGGAUCAGUUGUUGCAGUAGAUCAGGAUCCUAAAACUCGGUACCCGGUGGUCGUGCGGUUUAACAAGGUGAAUUAUGCGAAUGUAUCAACGAACAACUAUGCAUUGGAUGAAAUCGAAGAAGUCGUAUGAGCACUCUUGAUUUGUUGUAGUACUUUGCCUUCGUGUAAUUAUUAUUAUUAUUACGGAAUAUAUAUACUCUCACGUUUAAUUCUUAGUUCUACUCUAAAUGGUGUAUCUUACUUUUCAGGGAUGGCUUCCCUCUCUUUUUCCCAUAUACUAUACUCACUCCCUUUGACCUAUCUGCUCAACAUUCUGGUUUAGACUUAAUUAGAAUGGGCCAACAAUCAACUUCAUUUAUAAAUAAAUUACAAAUGGGGAAGAUGAAAUAGUAACUGCCA